Molecule: messenger RNA, 2429 nt
Organism: Trachemys scripta elegans
Lineage: Eukaryota; Metazoa; Chordata; Testudines; Emydidae
Product: natural cytotoxicity triggering receptor 3-like
Exons: 3
Coding region: 1086-1703 (205 amino acids)
Biological process (GO): natural killer cell activation; positive regulation of natural killer cell mediated cytotoxicity; immune response-activating cell surface receptor signaling pathway
Source: RefSeq, a predicted model, not a curated record
CAAGGAUUGAACUCACAACCCUGGGUUUAGCAGGCCAAUGCUCAAACCAUUGAGCUAUUCCUCCCCCCAUGGAAGCUGAGCUCUUUGAACGCUGGCCUUGUAUGGCCCCCCUCAAAGAGAGGGGUCUCCGUGGGACACUGGCUCCAGGCGGGUGUGGGGGGGACUCUGCUGUGUGUGAGGGCUGGGCCGUGAAGCUGUAUGUGGAGGGCUGGUAUCACCAUGGCUUUGAGCCACCCCUGGGCCCAGGUGUGGCUGUGUCUCAGCUCUCCCAGUGGCCCUGCAGCCCCGAUCCCGGCCUGGUUUCACUUCCAUCUCUCUGACGACAGUGAGACGCCCACAGACUCCGCUCCUCGGGGGUGGGUGGGAAAUGACGCGGCCACUGGUGGUUGGGCGCGUUCUGCGCUCUGACCGAGGGGCCAUCCCGACCCAGCCGCCGCUGAACGAGGCUCUCUGUAAGAUUGGCUCAGAGCCGUAGCUCCCGGGGGCUCGGCCCAGGGGAGGCAGCAGGAUUUGGCAUCGUUCUGGUGAGUUGACUGGUGCCCCCACGUGCGAAAGCCUCGUGUCCCGACGCCCGGGCGCUGCGAGGGGUUGAUGGAGAAUCUGCGCCGGCUCUAGGUGAGCAGCUCCACUGCCACUUUCGGGGUUGUCACUCUGCCCUGCUCUGCUGGCCGCCGAGGGCUCUGCUCUCAGGAAUCCCCUCCCCGGGCAGGUGUCCCUCACCGCUUCGUGCGGCUGACCCGAGUGGAUCCAGCGCCGCCGGGCUGCCCUUUGCCAACCCCUUCCCGGCGUCUCCCCGUCUGUGCAGUGCAGAGCCCAGCCCUGGACGCAGCACCCAGUGAUGGUCACACCCAGCUCUCCCCGGCUGGGGGCUUGGCUCUGUAGGGCGGCUGCAGGACAUCUCUGUUACCUGGCGCCCUUGGCACCGUGGCCAGGCCCUGCACCCAGGGUGGGCACCACAGGCUGGUCUCUCGCUGCUGGAACCAACCAGGUGUGAGUACAGAAUCUGCCGGGCGUCUCCCUGCCCUGCGAGAGCCCGGAGCCCUCGGAGACCCAGCAGCCGCCCCAGGGCUUGUUACCAGCCCAGGAUGUGUCGCAUGCUGCCCAUCUGGCUCGUCCUCCUCGGCUGCCUCCCGCUGCAAGGGUCAGAGGUCCGGGUGCACCAGCCACCGGAGCUGAGGGCCUCCCUGGGGGGCUCCGUGCUCCUGAACUGCACCUUCUCCGCCGCCCCAAAGGCCUCCAAGCUGGCGGUGACCUGGGUGCGGAGCACACCCGGUGGCAGUGGGGAGGUGCAGAUCUACCCCCCGCACCACCAGGUCACCGAGCUGCGCAGCCGCGUUGCCCUGGACUCGGGGCGCUUUCGGCACCAGCGGGACGCGUCCCUGCACCUGGCCAACCUCACCCAGCACGACGCUGGGCUCUACCGCUGCUUCAUCUGGACCUCGGCCACCAGCAGCCAUGCCGGCAACGGGACUGAACUCAGCGUCCUGGGGGAGAGACCAGGAUCUGGGGUGCAGCACUGGGCAGCCUGUGGCCCCCUGGGAGUCCUGGCGCCUAUCCUGCUGGUCCUGCAUGCCAUGGUGUGCCGGGAGUGCCAGGGCCUGUGGCACCGUCGGAGGCACAUGAGGUCUGGUGCCCAGGGACAGGCUGGGGACCUGCAAUCACAGCCAACCCUUGGGCUGGCAGGGAAGGACGGAGCCCCCUGACCCCUCUGAUGGCUGGUCGGCCGCAGGGCACCAUCCCCUCCGCUCCAGGGCCCUCUUGUCCCCAGGGUCCCCUCCCUUGUUCCCGUGCAGUCGGCUGGGGGACAGCAGCGGCCGUGGAGGGAACCCCCAGGGGCCCCUGGCAACCUGCGCCCUGGAAAGGAGAGGAGGUGCCCGAUGUGAGGUGGCUGUGAGAUGAGGGGCCCGGGACGUGCGGAGGCUCUUUGGGAACCCGGGGGCCCAGCAGCUCUCGCUCCCCCAGGAGAGCAUUGAGCAGACGGUGCACAGGCUCCAUGUGGGCGAUGCCAUUCCCGCCACAGCCACACAGCCCCGCCGCAUGGUGCAGGGCCUGCGACCAGCAGCUCUCGCCCCCACAAGCCACAGCCCCAGAGCGCAGCCCGGCCUCCCCGCGUGGUCUGCAGCCUGCAGGGGAGCCUGUCUCUGCCGGGGGAACUGAAACAGCAGCCACAUCUGCUCGCAGGGCCGGGAACAGCUCAGGGCUGAAAUAGCAGCCGAGGGGCACUGCUGAGGUCUGCCACGGCUGCAACCCCAGCGCUACGGGACGGACCGGGGGUCUUUGCAUCCUGUCAGGGCUGGAUUGCCAGUUAGGCACAGGAGGCACGUCCUAGGGGCGCCGGCAAAAGUUGCCAAGUACGUGCUCUGCUAGCCCAGCUGGGCUAUAUUCCGCUGUCCAUUGCUGCGGUUUUUUAGCAGUUGUGCACUGCAGCA